This is a messenger RNA of Brassica napus (rape), 1150 nucleotides long. RefSeq names its product ethylene-responsive transcription factor ERF008-like. Gene Ontology annotation, biological process: regulation of DNA-templated transcription. Bases 275 to 784 code for a protein of 169 amino acids. NCBI's taxonomy places the organism in Eukaryota, Viridiplantae, Streptophyta, Magnoliopsida, Brassicales, Brassicaceae. The transcript has a single exon. Gene Ontology annotation, molecular function: DNA-binding transcription factor activity; DNA binding. The record is from RefSeq and is a predicted model, not a curated record.
ACAAGUGGUAUAUAAAUAGAGGAAUGGGAAGAGGAGAUUGGUUGUCUUCUCUGUCUUGUAAUAUAAAGAAGCUUAAAAAUCAGAAAGUGUUUUAAUUUUUCAAGUGUCGGUGAAUUCCCAAACCUUCUCUUCUUUCUUCUCCUCACGUCUUUAAACUCUCUUCCCUUCGCAUGUAACCCUUUCGCCGCUCACAAAAUAUCUUUUCUCUCGAGAAACUCAGAUCGAAUAAGAAAAACGCCGAUGAUUCUGUGAUUUUUUCUGGAGUUUUUUUUUUAUGGAGACGGGAGCGAAAGUAACGGCGGCGACGAUGGGGAUAGGGACGAGGAAAAGAGAUCUGAAACCGUACAAAGGGAUACGGAUGAGGAAAUGGGGGAAGUGGGUGGCUGAGAUUAGAGAACCCAACAAGCGUUCCAGGAUCUGGCUCGGUUCUUACUCUACUCCCGAAGCGGCGGCGAGAGCUUACGACACUGCUGUUUUCUACCUCCGUGGUCCUUCGGCGAGGCUCAAUUUCCCGGAGCUUUUGGCUGGACUUACUGGUUCAGGCGGUGGUGGAGAUAUGUCGGCGGCGUAUAUAAGGAGAAAAGCGGCGGAGGUUGGUGCUCAGGUGGACGCGCUCGGAGCGACGGUGGUGGUGAAACCCGGCGAGAGUCUCGGUGGUUACGAGGAUAAGGAUAACUGUAAUGGAGUUAAGAGCGGUAACGGGUCGUUGGAACGGGUCGAUUUGAAUAAGUUGCCCGACCCGGAAAAUUCGGAAGAUGACGACCAAUGGGUGAAGAGGAGAUAGAAGGAAAAUAUAAUAAUAAUAAAAAAAAUGUAGUUGUAGAAUAAGAAUGUUUGUCUCUACGAUGCGCAUCCAUGAUGCACCGUGGUCGCUAAGAUGCGCAAUCCAUUUUAUUUUUGCUUCACCACUCGAUGGAAGAUUUAAAAUGUGCCACUUACAAUUUUACAAAUAGAUUGUAAGUGAACUAGCUAUGAUGAUUCAAUGGGUUGUAUGGUCUUUGUAUUAACGAAACACGUAUUCAAUUGGAGGGCUACUCCAUCCAUAGGUUGUAUACAUGGUUGUUUUUUGGUCGGUUGAUUUACUUUAAGAGGUGUUCUGAUUUUGUGUGUCAUGAUUUAGAUAAGAGAAUAAGUACUGUAUUUACGUGUU